AUGGAAGGUUCUGCGGAGACCUUACUACGUUUGUCAUCUGCAAUCGCUCUCGAGCUUAUCCAAGCUCAUGAAAGUGGCAAGACCGUAAACUUGAAUGAAAUCAGGGCAAGGCUUUCAAAAAAAAUGGGGUAUGGAUCUGUGCCGCGUCUUGUGGAUAUAAUAAGUGCGGUCCCUGAGGAAUAUAAGAAAACUCUUCUUCCAAAGUUGAGGGCACGGCCCAUCAGAACGGCCAGUGGCAUUGCCGUUGUUGCUGUGAUGUGCAAACCGCAUCGAUGCCCACACAUCGCAAUGACGGGCAACAUCUGCGUAUAUUGCCCAGGAGGACCUGACUCGGAUUUUGAUUAUAGUACUCAGAGUUACACUGGUUACGAACCGACGAGUAUGCGGGCAAUCCGAGCGAGAUACGACCCAUACGAGCAGACAAAGGGCCGAGUGGAGCAGCUUCGAAGCUUAGGUCUUAGUGUGGACAAGGCCAGUGCCUAUAUUGAGUUUAUUAUCAUGGGGGGAACCUUCAUGAGUAUGGCGGAAGACUACAGGAACAAAUUCAUCGCCCAGCUGCCUAACGCAUUAUCCGGAUUCACGGGGACAAAUGUCGAUGAAGCUGUCAGGUAUUCAGAGCAAAGUAAAUCUAAAGCAAUUGGCAUCACCAUCGAGACUCGGCCAGAUUACUGUCUUCGGCCACAUUUAAGUCAAAUGUUGCGGUAUGGAUGCACGCGGCUCGAAAUUGGGGUUCAGUCUGUAUACGAGGAUGUAGCCAGGGACACUAAUAGGGGCCACACUGUCCGAGCCGUUUCGGAGUCGUUUCAUUUAGCAAAGGACGCUGGGUUUAAAGUGGUGGCCCACAUGAUGCCCGAUCUACCCAACGUAGGAGUGGAACGAGAUAUGGAGCAGUUCAAGGAAUACUUUGAAAACCCAGCGUUCCGAUCCGAUGGUUUGAAAAUAUAUCCUACUCUUGUCAUUCGUGGCACUGGGUUGUACGAGUUGUGGCGAACGGGAAGGUACAAAAAUUAUACGCCCAAUGUCCUGGUGGAUGUUGUCGCACGAAUUUUGGCCUUGGUUCCCCCGUGGACACGAGUAUAUCGAGUCCAGAGAGACAUCCCGUUGCCACUCGUCACAUCUGGCUGCGAAAAUUCGGGUAAUCUGCGGGAGCUCGCUUUGGCUCGCAUGAAAGACUUCGGUGUCGAAUGCCGCGAUGUUCGGUAUCGCGAAGUUGGGAUCCACGAAAUUCAUCAGAAAGUUCGGCCAACCCAUAUUGAGUUGUUACGGCGCGAUUACACCGCCAACGGUGGGUGGGAGACCUUCCUAUCGUUCGAAGACCCUGAAAAAGAUAUCCUGGUGGGACUUCUACGUUUACGAAAGUGCUCCGAGGAAGGGACAUUCCGACCCGAGCUCAUUGCCCCUGGAUCAGACGAUGGCGAUGAAGGCGGUGGUUAUGGAAGUAGCGGGACAGGGGUCAGUAUUGUCAGAGAGCUGCAUGUUUAUGGCACAGCAGUGCCGGUUCAUGGUAGGGAUCCGACAAAGUUCCAGCACCAGGGUUUCGGGACACUCCUGAUGGAGGAAGCAGAGCGGAUAGCUCGAGAUGAGCACGGAAGUGUAAAGCUGGCUGUGAUAUCAGGUGUCGGGACUAGAGACUACUAUCGCAAACUGGGAUACGAACUUGAUGGGCCAUACAUGUCCAAAUCUCUAGUGAAAACUUAA
Molecule: messenger RNA, 1698 nt
Organism: Cantharellus anzutake
Lineage: Eukaryota; Fungi; Basidiomycota; Agaricomycetes; Cantharellales; Hydnaceae
Exons: 11
Coding region: 1-1698 (565 amino acids)
Biological process (GO): tRNA wobble base 5-methoxycarbonylmethyl-2-thiouridinylation
Cellular component (GO): cytoplasm; nucleus; elongator holoenzyme complex
Molecular function (GO): iron-sulfur cluster binding; acyltransferase activity, transferring groups other than amino-acyl groups
Source: RefSeq, a predicted model, not a curated record